AUGAAGCUGUUGGAUACAAAUGAAGGAAGGGUGGCAAUUACAUCAGAUAUGUGGACUGCAAGCAACCAAAAGAAAGGGUAUAUGGCUGUCACAACUCAUUACAUUGAUAGCUCAUGGACUUUGCAAAUUCGCAUUUUGAGGCUGGAAAAAUUUCAAGAUACUGCUAAACAAUUGCGAAUCCCUUGCACCAAAAAGUUGAGUUUAGAUUGUCCAACUAGAUGGAAUUCAACUUACAAGAUGCUUGAUGUUGCAAUAUCAUAUAAGGAUGUGUUUUCCCGAUUAAAGCAGCGUGAAACUCAAUACUCUUGUUUUCCAAGUGAUUCACAAUGGAAACUUGCAAAGGAAGUGCGUAAGAGGUUGGCCAUAUUUAAUGAUAUUACAGAAAUGAUUUCUGGUACAAAAUAUCCAACUGCCAACAUUUAUUUUCCUCAAAUUUGUGAGAUCAAGAUGGCUUUAUCUGAAUGGGUCAAUUCCCCUAAUGAAGUGAUUCAAAAUAUGGCAAAAAAGAUGUUACAAAAAUUUGAUUCUUAUUGGAGUGUUAUUCAUGGGAUCAUGGGAGUUGCUAUUGUUUUAGAUCCAAGAUACAAAAUGGAGUUGCUUGAGUUUUACUUUGAAUCAAUUUAUCCCAUUGAUUUUUUUUCACAAGUGAAUAGGAUCCGAAACUUGUGUUAUGAUUUGGUUUCGGAAUAUCAAGCCAAAAAGCAUCAAGAUUCUACUAGUUCUUUUGAAUCACAAGAUGUGGUUAGUGAUGGAAAGAGUAAAUUGUGUGAUUAUGAUAGAUACAUUGAAAGAAAGAAAAGGGCAAGAACCUCAACUAUGAAAACGGAGUUAGAUCAUUACUUAGAGGAGGAAGUUUUACCAAGAAGUUCAGAUUUUGAUAUCUUAAUGUGGUGGAAAUUGAAUGAGUUAAAGUAUCCAACACUACAAGCAAUUGCAAGGGAUGUGUUAGCUAUUCCGAUCUCCACUGUAGCUUCUGAAUCGGCAUUUAGUAUUGGAGGUUCUAGAUCAAUUGAAGAAUCAACUUUUACUGAUGAGAUUGAAUCCGAUGAUGAAGGUGGAUCUUUGGUCAGUAACAUUACUCAAUGUUUGCAAGAUUAG
Glycine soja is the source of this 1098-nucleotide messenger RNA. Its product is annotated as zinc finger BED domain-containing protein DAYSLEEPER-like. The transcript is spliced from 4 exons. The record is from RefSeq and is a predicted model, not a curated record. Gene Ontology annotation, molecular function: DNA binding; protein dimerization activity. Bases 1 to 1098 code for a protein of 365 amino acids. NCBI's taxonomy places the organism in Eukaryota, Viridiplantae, Streptophyta, Magnoliopsida, Fabales, Fabaceae.